This is a messenger RNA of Strongylocentrotus purpuratus (purple sea urchin), 722 nucleotides long. RefSeq lists its product as uncharacterized. The coding region runs from base 57 to 722 and encodes 221 amino acids. NCBI's taxonomy places the organism in Eukaryota, Metazoa, Echinodermata, Echinoidea, Camarodonta, Strongylocentrotidae. The record is from RefSeq and is a predicted model, not a curated record. The transcript has 5 exons.
AAAUAAAAUAUAUCUAAUGCAUGUAAAGAUUUGCUGCUUAAAUACAUUCACAAACAAUGCAGGUCCAGACUCUCAACCUUUAUGAUGUUGAGUGUCCCACACCAGCCUCAUCACAUCACCUAGUAGAAUCACUGUGUUCUAUGCCAAACCUGACUAACCUGACACUUGUAAGGAAAAUCAAUGACGAGCUCUGCUCUGCUUUGAAAGCAAAGGCAUCAUCCAUAAAGGUCCAGACUCUCAAGCUUGAUUAUGUUGAGUGUCCCACACAAGCCUCAUCACAGCACCUAGUAGAAGCACUGUGUUCAUUGCCAAACCUGACUAACCUGACGCUUAAAUGGAAAAUCAAUGACGAGCUCUGCUUUGCUUUGAAAGCAAAGGCAUCAUCCAUACAGGUCCAGACUCUCAAGCUUGAUUAUGUUAAGUGUCCCACACAAGCCUCAUCACAGCACCUAGUAGAAGCACUGUGUUCAUUGCCAAACCUGACUAACCUGACGCUUAAAUGGAAAAUCAAUGACGAGCUCUGCUUUGCUUUGAAAGCAAAGGCAUCAUCCAUACAGGAUUGUUUUCCUCAGAUCAGGAAGGGAAACUUCAGGUUCAAUGGAGUUGCUCAAGAUGACUUGAACUCAUUUCUUCACACCCUCCCAUAUUUGGAAUGGUUCAAUGACGUGAACUGCUCAAGUGACUCGGCCAACUUAGGCAACUCUAAUGGCUCUGACAACUAA